Molecule: messenger RNA, 1038 nt
Organism: Prunus armeniaca (apricot)
Lineage: Eukaryota; Viridiplantae; Streptophyta; Magnoliopsida; Rosales; Rosaceae
Source: the annotation of a GenBank genome assembly
AUGAAAUUUGAAUCUGUCCUCAAAGUUUCGAGAAAGACAUUCAGUUACAUCUGUUCACUUGUAAAGGAAGAUAUGAUGACUAGCAGCUCAAACUUCAGUUAUUCAAAUGGAAAGCAGUUGUCUCUAAAUGACCAAGUUGCUGUCGCUCUUAGGAGGCUUAGCUCUGGUGAGUCCUUAGUGAGCAUCGGUGACUCAUUUGGGAUAAACCGAUCAACCGUUUCUCACAUUACCUGGAGGUUUGUGGAAGCAAUGGAAGAAAGAGGGCUGCACCAUCUUUGUUGGCCUACAAAGCUCGGUGAAAUGGAGGAGAUAAAGUCCAAGUUUGAGAAAAUCCGCGGCCUUCCAAAUUGUUGUGGUGCAAUUGACAUCACACACAUCCUGAUGACCCACCCUACACCGGGCUCACCAGAUGAUGUCUGGCUCGAUUGCGAAGAAAAAUGCAGCAUGAUCUUGCAGGCAAUCGUUGACCCAGAUAUGAGGUUCCGUAACAUUAUUACAGGAUGGCCAGGAAGUUUGAGUGAUGAGCUAGUCCUUCGGAGUUCAGGUUUUUUCAAGCUGUGUGAAGAAAGAAGUUGUUUAAACGGGAAGAAGUUGGUGCUUUCAGAAGGAACAGAAGUAAGAGAAUACAUAGUUGGAGAUUCUGGUUUUCCUCUCUUGCAAUGGCUUCUCACUCCUUACAAGGGGAGGGAGCUCUCAAACCAUCAGUGCGAGUUUAACAAGCGGCUCUCUGCGACGCAGAUGGUGGCACGCAGGGCGUUGGUGAGGCUGAAGGAGAUGUGGAAGAUAAUUCAAGGGGUGAUGUGGACGCCUGAUAAGAACAAGUUGCCAAGGAUUAUUCUGGUUUGCUGUAUUCUGCACAAUAUAGUUAUUGAUUUGGAGGAUGAGGUGCAAGAUGAAAUGCCCUUGUCUCAUCAUCAUGAUUCUGGUUACCGGCAACAAACUUGUGAAUCUGCUGACAAUACUGCCUCUCUCCUGAGAGAGAAGCUUGCUCUUUACUUGUCUGGAGAGAAGAAUCUUGCUUCAGUCUUACCUGGUUGA